Messenger RNA from Strongylus vulgaris, 513 nucleotides. The record is from the annotation of a GenBank genome assembly. Lineage: Eukaryota; Metazoa; Nematoda; Chromadorea; Rhabditida; Strongylidae.
AUGGUAGUCCUCUCACGGCUAGCCUCACCCCUUAUAUCAUCAAAGGUGCGACCCAUAAUUCUUGUACAAAACAAUUUCUCAACUUCUUCAAUAGUAAAUGUGAAAAUCUAUGCUAGCGCUAAGGAAGCCGUUCAAGAUAUUCCGGACAAUUCAAAGCUGCUUGUAGGAGGUUUCGGGUUAUGUGGUAUCCCCGAAAAUUUGAUCAAUGCUUUGAGCGAAACAGGCCAGAAAGGUCUGACCUGUGUCUCUAACAAUGCUGGAGUAGAUGACUGGGGCCUAGGAAUUCUUUUAAAAACACGACAGAUAAAAAAGAUGAUCUCUUCUUAUGUUGGAGAAAAUGCUGAGUUUGCACGACAAUAUCUAUCUGGAGAGCUUGAGCUUGAAUUUACACCUCAGACGCGUGUUUUCAAUGGCUACAAUUACGUUAUGGAGGAAGCCAUUUGGGGAGACUACGCCUUGAUAAAAGCUUGGCGAGCAGAUAAGCUAGGAAACAUUCAAUUUAGGUUUGUCUAG